Molecule: messenger RNA, 963 nt
Organism: Ectocarpus siliculosus
Lineage: Eukaryota; Phaeophyceae; Ectocarpales; Ectocarpaceae
Source: the annotation of a GenBank genome assembly
AUGACCACGCGUCGCUGUAAAGAAGGAGAACAGUCACAAGGAGGACCGGUCCUGAUUCUUGUACAGAGGCAGAAACAACGUCGGGAGUGCUCAGGGUUCAGGAUGUCGGCGGUCGGGACAGAGGUAGCGCCACGACAGGAGAGCCUUCCGACGAAGGAACCUCGACACCCUGUCGUUGAUUUUUUGUUGGCAGGGUCAGCUACGUCUUGCGCCUCUGUCCUUUCAAAUCCGAUGGACGUGGUGAAGACACGAAUGCAGUUGCAGAGCGAACUGGUGCUGCGGAAGGCCGGCCAAAGCCAGCAGACUACCCAGGUCUAUCGAGCCCCCUACAAGAAUGCCCUCCAUGCCUUCUACAAGAUCUGCAGGGACGAGGGGGUUCGGGGGAUUCAGGCCGGACUGCUGCCGGGUCUCAUGUACCAGAUUUUGAUGAACGGGACACGUUUGUCCCUGUUCGCACCUGUGCAAAAAGCCCUUGGGGUCGACGCCGAGAACAAGGGCAAGAUUGGCUUUUUCUUCCGGAACCUCGCUGCGGGGGCGGCGUGCGGGGCGGCGGGGGCGCUGAUCGGGUCUCCUGUGUUUUUGGUCAAGGCCCGGCUGCAAAGCCAGUCGAAGGCGCACAGCCUCAGGACGGCUGGGGGCGGGGAGUUUCGAGGGCUGCGCGGGCUGACCCGGGGCACGAGCGCGUCCGUGAUGAGGGUUAUGGUUGGGUCCGCGACCCAGCUGUCGGUGUACUCCUCCUGCAAGGCGGCCGUGCUGGGAACGGGCUUGUUCGAGGACAACGUCUACGCGUAUCUGUCCUCGAGCUUAGCGGCCGGGCUAGUUGUCACUACGACAAUGAACCCAUUGGACGUGGUUAGCACAAGGCUGUACGCUCAGGGGACCGGCGUGGCAGAGCGAUACACGGGGCCCCUGGAUUGCGCCGUCAAGACCGUCAGCGCCGAAGGGUUCAGGGGGGUAAGCUGA